Ceraceosorus bombacis is the source of this 1264-nucleotide messenger RNA. The record is from the annotation of a GenBank genome assembly. Lineage: Eukaryota; Fungi; Basidiomycota; Exobasidiomycetes; Ceraceosorales; Ceraceosoraceae.
AUGCCGUCCUCAGCCUUGCCAGAGGGAGGUGCAUCAAGCUCGGCAGGAUCCAAGUUGUACAUCAAUCUUCGCAAACAGGUCAAAUACCUGCUCAUUGGCGGAGCAGGCGUGUGGUACUGGCAAACGUACAGCCAUUGGUCGGACUGCUGGAACGGCGGUGGAUGGCCAGGGUGAGUGGUGCGCGCGCAAGUGGUGUGCGCAAAGCGCUGCACGGAUCAAGGGACGACAGCGGCGCAAAAGCAGUGAUUGUGUCGCCUCUUUCUCGCUCACCGCACCCUUCAUCGUCUAUUGUUACUGCUCGCAGCACUUUGGCACUGUUGGCCGCUGUGCAAUUGACCGCCACUGUGCUCAUCUUUAGCUACCUGAUGCUCGUAUCUGCGAGCGGCAAUGCUCCCGAUGUGAGUACCUACAGCGUAGCCAAGAAGGGGGCCUACACGCGCGCUCUGUGUGCUAUCACAUGCUGAAAGAUGAAGAGCACCCCAUAUCGCCUGGAUCAUCCGUCACAGUACCAGAGAUGGCAGACUGAUGCGUUGUUGAAGAAUAUCAUUCCGCUGCUCACCCUGUGUCUGGUUGGCGGUUACUUGAGCUUGGCGUUAUCCAUCAGUCCAGCCGUAGCGUGAGUUCAGAAGCAUGUCAACAUUGUAGCCCCGUCUCGAAGCAGGCAAGCCCCAUCUCAUCAGAGGCGAACGCUGAUCGGCUACAUGCUGCACCUGCUGUCCCCUCAUCACAACUCAGCCCUGCCCCACCUUCCGAUGCUCUGUCUUCGAGGCUGCUGGAUGCCGCAAAUUCGCUGGGAGCGAAUCUGUCCACAGCGCGCGCAGGCGCACAGCUUCUGCUUUCGGACCUGACUCGGACAUUGGGCUUGAAGAGCUCCUCCAUUCCUGCUCCCUCGACAUCCUCGUCCAUCGCUUCCAAGCUAUCCACCUUCCGCUUUCGAGGAUCAGCCUUCUCUUCAUCAGACAGCGGGACAGAUCUGGAUGUUUCUUCCCUCUUGAAAGCCCUGAGGGUUCCAGAUGGAGAAGCGCUGGCUGCUCGGCUAGGUGUCGACCCAACGCUGUCCAAGACGCUCCUGAGCAAUCUGGAUAGAGCUCAAAGAAGAGCUCAAAGGUGGAAGAUGGAGAAUAUUCGGACGAUCGGUUGGGUAGGAGCUUUUGCGGGAUCUGCUAGCGUCUACUUUUUAGCUUUGGGGGCCGUUGGCUUCGUCGGUGCUUUUGCUGGACCUGCCAAAAGACUGGGAAGAAGGGGAAAAGACAGGCAGGCUUGA